This is a messenger RNA of Phyllopteryx taeniolatus (common seadragon), 1642 nucleotides long. It is a transcript of the gene ckbb, whose product is annotated as creatine kinase, brain b. The record is from RefSeq and is a predicted model, not a curated record. The coding region runs from base 165 to 1379 and encodes 404 amino acids. Gene Ontology annotation, biological process: phosphocreatine biosynthetic process. NCBI's taxonomy places the organism in Eukaryota, Metazoa, Chordata, Actinopteri, Syngnathiformes, Syngnathidae. Gene Ontology annotation, molecular function: creatine kinase activity. The transcript is spliced from 7 exons.
GUCCAAUGGGAUGAAUGGACUGUAAAUAGGAGCCAAUGGGGUGCAAGGGGCGGCUAUAAAAGGCUGACCGCGCUCUAAUCCGCCGCAGCAGCAGAAUCGGAUCGGAUCGGACCGGACCAGAUUCCUUCAGACCGCAUCGCCCGACCGGAACCUCAGCAGUCGCCAUGCCUUUCGGGAACACGCACAACAAGAUGAAGAUGAACUACUCGGCCGAGCAGGAGUUCCCCGACCUGAGCCAGCACAACAACCACAUGGCCAAGGUGUUGACGCCCGAAAUGUACGCCCAGCUGCGGGACAAGGAGACACCCAGCGGCUUCACCCUGGACGACACCAUCCAGACGGGCGUGGACAAUCCAGGUCACCCGUUCAUCAUGACGGUGGGCUGCGUGGCGGGAGACGAGGAGACCUACGAGGUGUUCCGGGACCUCAUGGACCCCAUCAUCGAAGACCGCCACGGGGGCUACAAACCCGAUGACAAGCACAAGACCGACCUCGACCCAGAGAACCUGCAGGGCGGAGACGAUCUGGAUCCCAACUACGUUCUGAGCUCUCGGGUUCGGACCGGCCGGAGCAUCCGCGGCUUCUGUUUGCCGCCUCACUGCAGCCGCGGAGAACGGCGCGCUAUCGAGGACCUCGCCAUCCAAAGUAUGACGCCACUUCCUCCCAUCCAUCUGCAGCGCCCCCUGCUGGUUUGCGCUUGUGAUGACUUUGCAGGUCUGGACGCUCUGGACGGAGAUCUGAAAGGUCGCUACUAUGCCCUGAAGAACAUGACUGAGGAGGAACAGCAGCAACUGAUCGACGACCACUUCCUGUUCGACAAACCCGUGUCGCCGCUGCUGCUGGCGUCCGGCAUGGCUCGCGAUUGGCCCGACGGUCGCGGCAUCUGGCACAACGACAACAAGACCUUCCUGGUGUGGGUCAACGAGGAAGACCACCUGCGCGUCAUCAGCAUGCAGAAAGGCGGCAACAUGAGGGAGGUCUUCACCAGAUUCUGUACCGGACUCACCAAGAUCGAGUCGCUCUUCAAGGAGCGAAGUCACGAGUUCAUGUGGAAUGAGCACCUGGGCUACGUCCUCACCUGCCCGUCCAACCUGGGGACCGGCCUGCGCGCCGGCGUCCACGUCAAACUCCCCAACCUUAGCAAGAACGAGCUCUUCGGGGAAGUUCUCAAACGUCUAAGGCUGCAGAAGAGAGGCACAGGGGGCGUGGACACGGCGGCGGUGGGCGGCGUCUUUGACAUCUCCAACGCGGACCGCUUGGGUUUUUCUGAAGUGGAACUGGUCCAGAUGGUGGUGGAUGGCGUCAACCUUCUGGUGGACAUGGAGAAACGCCUGGAGGCCGACGAAGCCAUCGACGACUUGAUGCCCGAGCAGAAGUGAACCUUUCGCCUGUGACACCUCGCACCCCUCACGUAACCUGUCACGCCCGUUACCACGCCGACCCCUGACCCCCUAGACCCCCCACCCUGCCUCCCACGUUAAGCAGAAGCUGAUUUACGGGAUGUUAGUGAGCCACGUAGAAGUCUGACACUCCUUGAUUUUCUAGUUCCCGUUUGGAGCAGCUGAAAUAUCCCAUAAUAACAAUAAUAAUGAUAAAAAUCAUAAUAAUUAUGAUGAUGAUAAUAAAGUCUGUGAAACACCAA